Pediculus humanus corporis (human body louse) is the source of this 495-nucleotide messenger RNA. Its product is annotated as ATP synthase delta chain, putative. The transcript has 2 exons. Gene Ontology annotation, molecular function: proton-transporting ATP synthase activity, rotational mechanism. Gene Ontology annotation, biological process: proton motive force-driven ATP synthesis. Bases 1 to 495 code for a protein of 164 amino acids. The record is from RefSeq and is a predicted model, not a curated record. NCBI's taxonomy places the organism in Eukaryota, Metazoa, Arthropoda, Insecta, Psocodea, Pediculidae.
AUGGCGGGUAUCAUUAGGCAAUUAAGACCCGCAUUGCAAAUGUUUGCAAAAACUAGACCUGUUUCUAUUAAAAGAGGAUAUGCAGAAGCUGCUGCUAAAGAAAUGCCAUUAACCUUAGCUGCGGCCAAUCAAGUAUUUUACGAUGCUGAAGAUGUUAAACAAAUAGAUGUUCCAACAUUUAAUGGAGUUUUUGGUAUUUUACCUAAGCACGUACCUAUAUUGGGUGUUCUGUCUCCUGGAGUUGUAACCGUUUUUCUUAAAGAUGGUUCUUCAAAAAAAAUAUUUGUGUCGAGUGGAACUUUAUGUGUUAACGAAGAUUCUUCAGUACAAGUACUAGCAGAAGAAGCUCAUUAUUUAGAAGAUAUAGAUUCAAAUGCAGCCAAGGAAUCAUUAUCUAAAGCUCAAAGUGAACUCGCUUCAGCUUCUCCUGAUAAAAAAGAUGAGGCUGCCAUUGCUGUAGAAGUUGCAGAAGCUAUCGUUAGAGCUCUUUCUUAA